Molecule: messenger RNA, 507 nt
Organism: Asterias rubens (European starfish)
Lineage: Eukaryota; Metazoa; Echinodermata; Asteroidea; Forcipulatida; Asteriidae
Exons: 1
Coding region: 1-507 (168 amino acids)
Source: RefSeq, a predicted model, not a curated record
AUGUUAAACAUUGCACGCAUUCGUCCAUUCAUCAACAGAAAAGCAUGUGAAGAUGCAAUUAGAACGAUCGUUGCAUCUAGACUGGACUAUGCCAACUCGCUACUGCAUGGAGUCAACUUAUCCAGUAUCCAGCGUCUCCAGAGAGUUCAGAACCGUGCGGCUAAACUCAUAUUCAUGGCCCGGAAAUAUGAUCACGUGACCCCUCUGCUGAAAGAAUUACAUUGGCUCCCGGUACAACAACGAAUCACCUUUAAGAUCCUGACCCUCGUCUACAAGUCUCUUCAUGGUAAAGCUCCCACCUAUCUUGACUCACUCAUCACACAAUAUCAUUCUGCUCGACCCGGUCUUCGCUCAAGUUCAGACUGUACUUUGCCAAACAGUAAAGCCGGUGAUAAUGCAUUUCAGACAUUUGCACCUUGUCUUUGGAAUAAUAUCCCCCAAUCUGUCCGCCAGUUGCCAUCACUAGAUGCGUUUAAGAGAGCCAUAAAAACCCUCCUGUUUGACUAA